CAGCGGAACGGUCGUGCGUAAGGACGGCGGGUCAGCUGACAGCUAUCAGAGGACCGGGAGGAAGGAGCGGAAUUAGCGGGUGUGUGAACUGGGAACCCACUGGAUCCUGACACGGGCUAUAUUCAAGGCCAAGCGGGGAGUGAAAGACUGGUGGGGUUCGUGAGAGAACUAGGGAGGGGUUUGGUUUCACCAUGGCAAGUUGGGAUUGAGGAGCAGCCACAAUGAUUGGAGGACUGUUCAUCUACAACCACAAGGGGGAGGUCCUCAUCUCCCGAGUCUACCGAGAUGACAUAGGGCGUAAUGCCGUGGAUGCGUUCCGUGUGAACGUGAUUCACGCCCGGCAGCAGGUUCGAUCUCCGGUGACCAACAUUGCCCGCACAAGCUUCUUCCAUGUCAAGCGCUCCAACAUCUGGUUGGCGGCCGUCACCAAGCAGAAUGUCAACGCUGCCAUGGUGUUCGAGUUCCUUUACAAAAUGUGCGAUGUUAUGACGGCCUACUUCGGCAAGAUCAGCGAGGAGAACAUCAAGAACAACUUUGUGCUCAUCUACGAGCUGCUUGAUGAGAUCCUGGACUUUGGCUACCCCCAAAACUCAGAGACUGGAGCACUGAAGACCUUCAUCACCCAGCAGGGCAUUAAGGGACAGCACCAGACAAAAGAGGAGCAGUCUCAAAUCACCAGCCAGGUGACGGGGCAGAUCGGCUGGCGUCGCGAGGGCAUCAAGUAUCGCCGCAAUGAGCUUUUCCUGGACGUACUGGAAAGCGUCAAUCUGCUCAUGUCACCACAAGGCCAGGUCCUGAGCGCCCACGUGUCGGGCCGAGUAGUGAUGAAGAGCUACCUGAGCGGAAUGCCUGAAUGCAAAUUUGGCAUGAAUGACAAGAUUGUCAUCGACAAGCAGGGCAAGGGAGGAGCGUCGGACGAUGCAGGGAAGAGUGAUUUAGGGGGAGGAAGUGGGAAGCAGUCCAUAGCCAUCGACGACUGCACUUUCCACCAGUGUGUGCGUCUCAGUAAGUUUGACUCGGAGCGUAGCAUCAGCUUCAUCCCCCCUGAUGGAGAAUAUGAGCUCAUGAGAUAUCGCACCACUAAGGACAUCAUCCUGCCGUUCCGAGUUAUUCCUCUGGUUAGGGAGGUUGGCCGCACUAAACUGGAGGUUAAAGUGGUCAUCAAGUCCAACUUCAAACCCUCUCUGCUGGCUCAGAAGAUUGAGGUGCGCAUCCCAACACCCCUCAACACCAGUGGUGUGCAGGUGAUUUGUAUGAAGGGAAAAGCCAAGUACAAGGCCAGUGAGAACGCCAUCGUGUGGAAGAUCAAACGCAUGGCUGGGAUGAAGGAGUCUCAGAUCAGUGCUGAGAUUGAGCUGCUGCCAACCAACGAUAAGAAGAAAUGGGCCAGGCCUCCCAUCUCUAUGAACUUUGAGGUUCCUUUCGCGCCAUCUGGUCUGAAGGUGCGCUACUUGAAGGUGUUUGAGUCCAAGCUCAACUACAGUGACCACGAUGUCAUCAAAUGGGUGCGGUACAUCGGCCGCUCCGGCAUCUACGAAACCCGCUGCUAAAGUUCAACCCCCUCCACCUGCCAGGCAGCAAACUGACCACUUCUCCUCCCAUCUAUCCUGUUAAGAAUUAUUUUGUUUUGUUUUCUUCUCUCCCUUUCCUACUUUCUCCCCCUCCUUCCCUUCAGCCCUUAUCGCUUCUCUCCCAUCCCCCCUUCCUAACUAGGUGUUGGAGAUCGAAUUUACAUCGUUUAAAAAUACAAUUUAAAAAAAGUAAAUAUGGUAUAAUGCACAGAUAUAUGCAAAAUGUGAACCAUUGUAUCGUAUAUAUCUCGUAGUGAUGAGUUAAAAGAAAAAAAACAAAGUAAGCCAACCGGUGUCCGAAAGAAAAAGACAAGUGAUGCAGGGGGGUCCAGGGGGAGAGGACAGGAGGCUCUGUUGUGUUUAUUCAGUGUUAUUGUCCCACUAUCUACUUCUGCAGUUACUUUAGAAGUCACACAUGUCUUAGAGUUAUCCCUGGUAAAGAUGGUUUGUAGCUGUGGUGGUUUAAAAUGAACCCUGAUAUAGUUCCUGUAUACCGACUUCUGUCUCCGUAGACCCUUUGAAUGAAUCGAUUGAUAUUUGAUCUGUGUUUUCUGGGGAUGGUCAUUGCCACUCAACAGGACGAAAAAGUGAAAUUAUCCUCAAAGUAAAAAAGGAAAAGAUACGUGCAAGCAAUGUUUGUACUUCCAAGUGUAUUGAUCCUUUUCCUCUGCUACUUUUCCUUUUUCUGGCAUUUAGUCAGUGAAGUUUAAACAUAAGGGAAACAUUCCAGACAGUUCUGAGGUUUCAACCAUCAUCCUGAUAAGCUUGUUUUGACCCAAAUUCCCCAAAUGUUUCUUAAGCACUAAGAUUAACUCUGUCACACUAUUUUGAUUUAGAGAUCAGGCUCUGGGAGGGUUUGCAGUGAGGUGACGUCUCCCCCUGGCGUUUGCUUCGCCACUGUCUGCUUCUUCAUGUUUGUAGCCCUGGUGACCGUUCUGUCCAAUAAAAUCUGACUAUGUAACCAAACCUCA
Acanthochromis polyacanthus (spiny chromis) is the source of this 2542-nucleotide messenger RNA. RefSeq names its product AP-2 complex subunit mu-A. NCBI's taxonomy places the organism in Eukaryota, Metazoa, Chordata, Actinopteri, Pomacentridae. Gene Ontology annotation, cellular component: cytoplasmic vesicle; AP-2 adaptor complex. The transcript has 13 exons. Bases 222 to 1550 code for a protein of 442 amino acids. The record is from RefSeq and is a predicted model, not a curated record. Gene Ontology annotation, molecular function: clathrin-cargo adaptor activity. Gene Ontology annotation, biological process: intracellular protein transport; clathrin-dependent endocytosis.